CUAGAUUUUCUUGAGACUUUUGAAGAGGUGAAGAAUCAGGAAUUGGAACGAAAGACCCAAAUAGAAGCCAACAUUGUUGCACUCCUGGAGCACUCAAGCAGGAAUGUGAAUCGUAUGAAACAAAUUUCAUCUGUUACCAAUCAAGAGCUGAAGAUUAUGCAGGAAGACCUCACUUUCAAAUCAAAUGAAAUGCAGAAAUCACAGAGCACUGCUAAGAAUCUGAUUACAGAGAGUCAAAAACUGCAGAUGGAUCUACAGAAGAUGGAACUCUUGGAGGGCAAGAUGGUUGAUGAACUGACUUCUCUUAAAGACAAAAUUGAGCAAACAAAAAUGGAGUUAGAGGUCUACAAUAAUUUACCAGCUCUGAAAGCAUCGGGAGAAGAGAAGAAAAAGAGACUCCAGGAUGACAAAGAAAAAUUAACGAAACGUAAUCAUGCUUUCAAGAAAAUAAUGGAACACUUGAAUACAGAGUAUGAGACACUAAAGAGAGAGCUGCAAGAGAAUGAGACACAUUCUCAGCUUACAAAUUUGGAGAGGAAGUGGCAGCACCAUGAGCAGAACAACUUUAUGAUGAAGGAAUUUAUAGCAACAAAAAGUCAGGAGAGUGACUACCAGCCAGUAAUGAAGAACGUGAGAAAGCGAGUCACAGAAUACAAUAAAGCUCUCAUAGAAGCUUUACAGAACACCAAGAACUGA
Messenger RNA from Cariama cristata (Red-legged seriema), 696 nucleotides. RefSeq names its product intraflagellar transport protein 74 homolog. The record is from RefSeq and is a predicted model, not a curated record. The transcript has 6 exons. Gene Ontology annotation, biological process: intraciliary transport involved in cilium assembly; cilium assembly. The annotation marks the transcript as partial. Gene Ontology annotation, cellular component: cilium; centrosome; intraciliary transport particle B. NCBI's taxonomy places the organism in Eukaryota, Metazoa, Chordata, Aves, Cariamiformes, Cariamidae. Gene Ontology annotation, molecular function: beta-tubulin binding.